Pomacea canaliculata is the source of this 1653-nucleotide messenger RNA. RefSeq lists its product as uncharacterized. Gene Ontology annotation, cellular component: extracellular region. The transcript has a single exon. NCBI's taxonomy places the organism in Eukaryota, Metazoa, Mollusca, Gastropoda, Architaenioglossa, Ampullariidae. Gene Ontology annotation, molecular function: chitin binding. The record is from RefSeq and is a predicted model, not a curated record. Bases 415 to 1284 code for a protein of 289 amino acids.
AAAUAAUAAAGUUCUAAAAAAGAUGAGCAACUAAAAAAAAAAACAACCUUUAAAUUAGACGGGAACAGGACAGAGAGAAUUAUCAACUUGAAGCAGAAAGAUGAAGGGGAAAGGAAACCAUAAAAAUCGAAUUCCAAAGUAAAAUUAAGUCACCUAGCAAAUAAAAUGUGUAAGUAAAGGAUGUAGAGUAUGAGUCCAUGGAAACAGUGAAAUGUUUGUUAUGCUUUUUUGCAGAUCCAGUAAUCAGGGAAGAUUACUGAGCCCUAAAGUGCACCAGCACUAAACAGCGCAUCCAGACCGCCCGCUGCACGGAGACCAGCAAGUCAAGAAAGAGCAACAUAUCAGUCGAGCACCAGCAGUCUGCCAAGUCAAGAUUCAGACGAAGGAGUGGGCUCCCAAAAGACCACGAAUAUCAUGGAAAGACCACUAUACUCAGCGAAUGCAAAAUAUGCGACAAGUCUUUUAAGAAAAAGCAUUUCAGCGAAUCCAACGGGCCUGAUAAAUCCUUUGAGAAGUCCAGAAAAAACAACCUUUUCAAUGACACCGACAGACCCCUCAGGUGUAGACACAUCAACUUAUCCGACAUUUGCAACAAGUCCAGAGAUUGCUGGUCGAGACUAUUCAGUUAGAAAUUCAAAAGUUAGUGGCGUCGACGUAAGUGGUCCUGGAGAUAAAACAAACAAUGCUCGCUACGAAAAUUAUCUUAAAGACAGAUUUGACAAGGAAAGCAAUGAUACUACCCCAAACGACGACAGUCUAAAUUACAGGCAUAAAUAUGGUCAAGGCAAGAUUGCAAAAGACAGCGAGGAGACGUUUAACGACUAUUUCGUUAAUAAUUAUCCUGACAAAAGUCCAGUUAGCCUUUCUAACCUCGUGAGCCUUAAUAGCAAUACCGACAUCCCACAUUCAACGAAAGCAACACACUCAAGAACGAACGACCCAAUCGCUGUUGCCCCCAGUCCCAUCUCCACCCUCACCACAACUGCCUCCGUCACCAUCGCUACUCCCACCACUAUCGCCGCAACUGCCCCCAGCAUCGUCACCACCACCACCCCUUCCACCACCACCACCCACUUUAUCGAGCGUGGGAAGUGUUUGGCGUCGUGCAAAGGAGUGCCUGACGGUGACUACCAGUCCUGCUUCUCUUGCCAUUUUUAUAUUACGUGCUCUAACGGCUUUCUGUGGGACAACCGGCCAUGCCCCUCUAACCUGGUGUGGGACGAUCUCCUGCAGAUGUGCGUGCACGUCUCCACUACGUGUCACGUACAAGUCAUCAGACGAUGAGAGUUUGUGUGCGUGCUUCGCCACAAAACCGGAUGACUUGUUAACGGCACAGAAACAGUUAACAUUCAUUCAUUUUUCUUGGCCUUGACUGACUGACCUCUGGUGGCCAGCCCCUAUAAUCGAUCGGACUGACUGGACUGACUUAAUUAGAUAGGCUUUUAACUCCUUCAAGGCAGUAUAAAGUUGCACGGCUUGAUCAGUCGAUCAUUUCUUUAUGUUUGCCAGCCAGUUUUUUUUUUUCUGACCACCUCUGCGUCAGUCUCCCUAAAUGGUACCCCGACAGAUGGUCUUCGAGUUAAUUCAUUAUCACGCAUAAAUAAACAAUUAACAGGAAAUAAAUAUCGAGGUCGAUUCAUUAAUUAACCCGUG